UCCCGACCCGUGGGAGGACUGGCUUAUAAGUUUGACCCAACCCAGGGUCAAUGCCCGAUUUGCCAUCGCGGGUUCCUCGUCCCAUACUCCCACUCGUAGGACGGAUUUGGUGUAUUAAGUCCUCGCUUCGUGUAGCUCGUUUUCGAGCAAGCUCACAGUCAGCUCUCGCUGCGCGAAUUCCAAAUGUAUAGACGCCCUGCUUCUCCAAGUGAUUGCCUGCGCUGCCAGCUUCUCCGGACUUUCUCUCAAUCAUUUCCACUGGAUAGUUUCCUGAGUCCAAACACAGCUCGGCAAAUUUCUCAUGAAGGACUACAAUUUCAUCAAUGCAGUUGGUGGUUCUGGGAGACCGGGAAUUUGUAGAGAUCGUGUUAUCCUGCUUGAAUUGUUGUUUUCCAGGGCCCCGCCGACGAUCAGUCGUUGGACCGUGUUAAAACCUUCAGAACAGGAAAAUUCUUCGGGGAAGCUCUGCAGGAACACGAAGUGGUCAAGUUUUAGAGCUAAGCAGGUCACGCACACCAAGAGAAAUUUGGUACCGAUUUCUGUCAUCCAGCUAUGGGGUGCCUCAAAUUCUUAGCAGUCUGGAACAAACAUUUGGAUAGAAUGAAAUACAGACGGUGAUUGAGCUCAUUCGAGCAUUCCUCAUCGGCAUUCACUGCAGCUGUCUCGAACCAUACCCGGCGAAGGGGAAGGAUGAAGACUUUGAUGAGGAGUUUAGGGUGGGCAGUUUUGUGUAUCCAUCUGAUAUGGCAGCUCGGAGGAGCCGAAAGUAGCAGGCCCGGGUCCAGGCGGAUGAUGCAAUCAGGUGCGAGACUGCUGGCAGAGAGUCCUGCGAUCGAAGAGUCCUGCCCUCUGGACUUCACUCAGUUGAGCAACUAUCCCUGGGUAGUGCAGACAUGCGAGGACGAGCGCCCGGACGAGGCCACGAAUUCCACCGCCUGCUGCAACGCUUUGCUGUCGGCAAUGGGGCUGGCCGAGUCGCAGUGGCUGAAAGACACGGGCAUUUUUCGUCUGGCCACCACAGACAUCGUCCAGUCGUGCUUGGGAGAGCUGCAAUCGACAUUGGAGGCCCUGGGGCUGGACUACGAUGCGGUCGGCAUGUGCUUCCCGGAGCAGCUCUGGCCGAGGUUCUUGACCAACAAUUCUCUCUGCCUGGGCAUCGAGACGGCCUCUGAUUUCGAGCGCACCGUCGGGGAUGCCAACAUUUCGUCUCUGAGCAGAGGCUGCGCGGGGGACUUGACGGAUCUGCUGGCAUGCAGCGGCUGCAUCAGCGAAAUGAUGAUGGUCUACAACAACCUGAACGCGCAAUCCUCGGCCACCACCAACUCCUCGCAGCUCGACAAUGAAACUCUCGCCACAAAUGUCACCGUGGGCCAAGCAUCGUCCGUCGACGGAAGGUACGUUUCAGACUGUUUCUACGACAUGAUUUUGUACACGGCGGCCAUAGCCACGACUUCGGGGCCUUGGAGUCCGAGCUCUGCCCAGUGCAUAUUGGCCGUGAGUCUGACCAAAGCAGGAGGCGGGAAAUCUCUCAGUGUGACAGAGCUCGUGCUGAUCGGUCUAUCCACAGCCUUCUUGUCGAGCCUGAUGGGAUGCCUGAGUUUCCUUGUCUGGCGGAGGAAGAAGAAGCAAGAGCCCCAUCGAGAUUUCAUCAGCAGGAAUGAGAAGAUGCUCAAGUCUGCUCGACCCAACACGGGCCUGAUCAAGUAUAAUUACAAGGAUAUCAAAGCAGCUACGGGGAAUUUCAGCCAGAAGAAUCUCGUGGGCUCGGGGGGAUUUGGGAGUGUUUACAGAGGGACGAUGGAGGACGGGUUGGAGGUGGCUGUGAAGAGGAUUCACAACUGCACGCCGGAUGGAGAUGCGGACUUUCUGAACGAGCUCGAGAUCAUCAACAGGGUCAGGCAUCGGAACCUCGUGGUUCUGCUGGGCUGCUGCGUGACCAGCACCCCAGAAGACGGCCACCAGCGCCUUCUCGUCUGUGACUUCAUGCCGAACGGAAGUUUGGACCAAUUCCUCUUCGAGCCACAGGACGAGACCUUGCUCAGCUGGUCCAAUCGGCGCAAGAUCGCCGUGGGAAUGGCCAAAGGUCUCUGCUACUUGCACAAUGACACCGUUCCUUCCAUUAUCCACCGAGACAUCAAACCUUCCAACAUUCUUCUGGACGAGAAUCUGAAUGCCAAAAUUGCAGAUUUCGGCCUGGCCCGUCUGAACGAAGCCAUGGGCGGCCAAUGUCCAACCACCGGCAGAGGAAGCGGGACUCCGGGCUAUCUAGCUCCAGAGUAUGCCCUGUACGGGCAAUUGACGGAGAAGAGCGACGUUUACAGCUUCGGAGUGGUUUUGCUGGAGCUUUUGACAGGGAGAAGAGCACUGGAUCCGUCGCAGGAGACGACGCCGAAUUAUGCCAUCACCGAGUGGGUCGCGUCGAUGGUUGGUGCUGGGAAGGUGCUGGAGGUUGUGGAUGAGAGAAUACGAACCGUGGGACCCAAGGAGAAGAUGCAGACUUACGUGCUUAUUGGAGCUAUGUGCACCAACAAUCUGGUUACACUGAGACCCACUUUUAAGGAAAUUUUGAAGUAUCUGGAAGGCGAGCUUCCUCUUCCCACCAUGUGGUACCGGCCCAUGCCCGGUCAUCGCUUCAGCUCACACGAUUGGCCCGACAACGAAAGCAUAAACAGCCAUGCUCACUCCGCUUCAGAUCCCGACCUCGACUCUCUAAACGAGCUUAUUCGCUAGAAUACAUGAAGCCUUCGGUCGUGAUUUCAACAGGUGCAAGCGCAAACUCGGAUUUCACUAAGGCCACUCCAGAUGGGGCAGGCAGGUGGUCAGAUCUACACAUUUGGAAGCAGAGAUAAAUAUAUGCAGCCUUCCGUUGCACUUCUCUGCAUAGUGUUUAUAGCUUUGUCACGGUUGAAACUGAGGCCUCAAUUAUUGUUGCAAAUCUAGGACCCAAAUUUAGGAACCAGAAAAUGCGGAGCAUACUGUGGCAUGCAAACAUCGUGCCUAACAUUGUACGAUACACAUAGACUUAAGUGUAGAAUUAGAUCGCAGAUGGUGCUGGUGAGAGUAUCGAUGACCAGCUUCGAGCCCCCAAGUGACAGACAAGUCAGCCCUUUCGUCCUUCUUAUGAACAGGUCCUGAAAGGAGCAGGCUUACAGCCCACGCAAGUAGAUUUGUGUAUAAAAUUCUUUAGAUACAUUCACCUCUCUCGACAAUCUCGACCACUCGACAUUUUAGUAUCACGUACUGCAGUGCAGUGCUGACGAGAAAAAGUAGGAUUAUUCAAAUACACUACUGUACUUAUAAGAUGAACGGACACAUAUACCUGCCUUGUGACAGUUUUGAGUCCUCUCUCUGUGGUCAUUGCCGGCAUGUUCUGGCAUUAAGGCAGCGCCGAUACUCAACUUCGGCCAUCUGAGGAAAGCCUGGGCUUGCCAACUUUUCCAAUGAAGCAGCCCUUCGAGUGCAGCAUACAGAAUUUCUCCAAAUCACACUGCACUCCUGAGUAAGCCCAACUUCGAGCUUGAAUGACAG
Molecule: messenger RNA, 3528 nt
Organism: Marchantia polymorpha subsp. ruderalis
Lineage: Eukaryota; Viridiplantae; Streptophyta; Marchantiopsida; Marchantiales; Marchantiaceae
Source: the annotation of a GenBank genome assembly